AUGUCAAGAUUAAAUUCAAGAACUCUUUUCAAAACCAUCCCCUUGAGAACAACCCCGAGGAUUGGAAACUUCGGUUGGAUUAGGAACUAUUCCGAGGGCUCGUUGAGAACAGGGGAUUUAUCAGAUGGAAGAAUUAGGGAGAUCGCGCGGAAGGUUGAUAGGGAGAGAUUGUGGAAAGAAUUGCAUUAUACGUGUCAAUGGGGGAGGGGGGAGAAAUGGGGAACGUAUGUUUGGCCAUUUUUCAUUGAAGGGGAAACUGAUCGAGGAAUGUCCCGACUUGCGCUCUCCUCCGCCGACAAACAAGCACGGGAUUGGUUCGUCGAAACAACUAAAAAUAUCGGCUGUGAUGUGAAGAUUGACACUAUGGGUAAUAUUUUUGCAAUCCGACCCGGAAGAAAGGAUGGACCAGCUACCUAUGCGGGGAGUCAUUUGGAUACACAGCCGACGGGAGGAAGAUACGAUGGAAUUUUGGGUGUUCACGCAGGUAUUGAAGCGUUGAAGACAAUGAAUGAUUUGGAUAUUGAAACAGAAUAUCCUACGGGAGUUAUUAAUGUUUGUUUGGACAAACGGUACACAUCUGCAUCACCCCAACACCCCCCUCUAACCUUCUCUCUAACUGCCGCCACAGAAGAAGGAGCGCGCUUCCCCAAAUCCAUGAUAUCCUCCGGCGUGUGGGCUCACGACAUUCCCCUCUCGGUGGCUCAUGAUUUGUGCGAAGUAAAUGGGCCGGCAACCAUGAAAUCAGAAUUAGAAAGAAUAGGAUAUUUCGGUGCAACUCCCACUUCAUACCUGGAUAAUCCAAUCGGUGCACAUUUCGAACUACAUAUUGAACAAGGUCCAAUUCUCGAGAGGAGUAAAACGAAGAUUGGAGCUGUGACGGGCGUGCAGGCUUAUAGGUGGUAUACUAUUACAGUGAGGGGAAGAGAUUGUCAUACUGGUACAACGGAUUUCGAGAAUCGUUCAGAUGCUAUGCUUACAGCUGCAAAAAUUAUUCAUCAUAGCCACAACAAGGCAGCUGAAAUGGGUUGUCUAGCAUCCACAGGUAUCCUCACUCUCAAGCCUGGCUCUACUAAUACUGUUCCGGGAUUCGUACAGUUUUCACUUGAUAUCAGGUCUCCGGAGGAUCAAAGGCUUCUGAACUUUGAGAAAGAAUUAAAAAGAGAUUUUGAGUUGAUUGCUGCUGGAGAGCAGAUGCCAACUCUUGGGGCUAGUGGAAAGAGAGGUAAAGGUUGUUUGGUGGAAUGGAAAAUGGAUACAGAUUCUCCGGCUACUCAUUUCAACAAAGAUUGUAUUCGAUGCGUAGAAGAGAGUGCUGGAGAUUUGGCUGGAACAGCUUCUGGUAUCGGAGAUCAAACAGAAGCCGUCUCCGAAAGUUAUAGGAGAAUGGUAUCAGGCGCUGGACAUGAUAGUGUUUAUACUUCGAGACAUGCUCCAACCUCAAUGAUCUUUGUGCCUUGUAAAGACGGCGUCAGUCAUAAUCCAGCCGAGUAUUGUAGUCCAGAAGACUGUGGGAAUGGUGCACAAGUCUUGCUUGGAGCGAUGUUGAGAUAUGACCGACUGAGAGCUUUGAAAAAAGCCUGAAUGCACUUUGAAAAUGCAUAACUCAUGGAUAUCAACA
Molecule: messenger RNA, 1618 nt
Organism: Botrytis sinoallii
Lineage: Eukaryota; Fungi; Ascomycota; Leotiomycetes; Helotiales; Sclerotiniaceae
Exons: 9
Coding region: 1-1581 (526 amino acids)
Molecular function (GO): hydrolase activity, acting on carbon-nitrogen (but not peptide) bonds, in linear amidines
Source: RefSeq, a predicted model, not a curated record